AACACAUUCACGCACAUAUAUAUUCCUCUUUGUAUUUUCGGUUUUGCUCAUUCUGUUCUCUCCUUCCUCUGGUUCCAACACUUGGGUGCUGCUUCCUUCUGCACCCACUCUUCAACUUUCGAUAUACAAUCUUCUUCAGAUCAUCAACACACCCCAUUUUCAUGAUCCGGGUGGCUUCGUCUGUAGAGAAAAAAAUUUGGAUUUUGAGACUUUCCCAGGGCUUAAAAUGUUGCUUCUUUGAGGGAGGUUUCAUGGGUUGAACUAGAAGAAUCAUGGGUAGCUUCAGUGGAGACGAAGAAUGUCGGUUUUUUGAUGCUCAAGAGGAUGUUGGGUCCAUUACUGAUGAUGAAGGGGUAUCCAAGGGUUUUGAUUAUGAAGUGUGGGUUCGGAGCCCGAGGAGUGUGAGAGAGCGUAGGAGCAAGUUUAUGGAGAGGAUGGGACUGAGUAUGGAUUGGAUUGCCCUUGAAAAUUCAGUGGAUGCGUGUAGUGUUGAGUGUGAAGAGUUGAUGGAUAGAGUUAAACUAGAAGAUGCUAGUGGUGCUGUGACCCGAACUUCUGUUUUUGAAGAGCAGUUUUGUUCAAGCCGGUCAAUGUCUUGUUGGCAUAGUGGGAAUUCUUCAGAGGAGGGUUCAGUGGAUGACUUGCCGUGUCAAGAUGGGGAUUUGGAGGGUAAUGUGGAUCAGGAGGGGAAACAGUGUAGGAAGAUGAAUGAUGGAAGAGAUCUGGAUUCAGAUCAGUUCGUGGUUGCGCGGGAACCUGAGGAUUCUGAGAAUGCCUCUGGGGUGUCUCCUUGUUUCCAAGGUAGAGAGGAUAGGGAGAAGGAUGUUGAUGCUUUUGCCAGGAGGACGAAUAGGGAUAGAAAAGGUUGGUUCAGAAGAUUGCGGUCGAUGACGUGCAUGAUUGAUAGGCAAGGGGAAGGUGAUAAUGGGAGAAGUGAAGGCAGUGGAGCAAUGUCAGGGUCUAGGCUUCAGAAAGUUAAGGUCCGUCAGUCUAGGAAGCAUAUGAAAGAACUUUCGGCUCUUUACAUGAGGCAAGAUAUCCAAGCGCAUGAAGGUUCAAUUUUGACCAUGAAAUUCAGUCCUGAUGGGCAGUAUCUUGCGAGCGGUGGUGAAGAUGGGGUUGUGCGCUUGUGGCAAGUGGUUGAGGAGGAUAGAUGUAAUGAAAUUGACAUUCCAGAAAUUGAUCCAUCCUGCAUUUACUUUACAGUGAAUAAUCUCUCUGAAUUGACACCCCUGUUUAUGGAUAAGGAAAAAAUUAGCAAACUGAAGAGUCUGAAAAAAACAUCAGAUUCAGCUUGUGUUGUUUUCCCCCCUAAAAUCUUCCGGUUGUUGGAGAAACCAUUGCAUGAGUUUUGUGGGCAUAGAGGUGAAGUUUUGGAUCUCUCUUGGUCAAAGAAUAAUUAUCUUCUGUCUUCUUCAGUUGACAAAACUGUCAGAUUAUGGAACGUGAAUCACGACCAUUGCUUGAAAGUUUUCUCACACAGUAAUUAUGUGACAUGCAUACAAUUCAAUCCUAUGGAUGAUAAUUAUUUCAUUAGUGGAUCUAUAGAUGGAAAAGUGCGCAUCUGGGAAAUUCCUGAUUGUCAUGUUGUUGAUUGGACUGACAUUAAAGAUAUAGUUACUGCAGUAUGUUAUCGACCUGAUGGGCAGGGAGGGAUAAUUGGCUCCUUGGCUGGCUAUUGUCGGUUUUAUAAUGUAUCAGAAAAUCGCUUGCAGUUAGAUACCCAACUAUGCUUAAUUGGUAAAAAGAAACUUACUGGCAGAGGGAUAACUGGCUUUCAGUUUCUUCCACAAGAUUCCAACAAAGUUAUGGUUACCUGUGCUGAUUCAAAAGUCAGAAUCCUUGACGGGCUUCAUGUGAUUGGCAAAUACAAAAGCCUUAGCACGGGGAGUCCAUUGUGUGCAUCCUUUACUUCUGAUGGGAAACAUAUUUUAUCAGCAUGUAAAGACUCUAAUGUAUAUCUAUGGAAUAUUAGUGAGGAACAGUCUAAUCCCAUGAAAGCUAGGAAGAUUAGGUCUUGCGAGCAGUUUUUCUCAAAUGCAUCUGUUGCAGUACCUUGGCAUGGUUUGAAAUCUCUAAAUCCUGAAAAUGAACAUCAAUUGGAUGUCUUGGAUAAAAAAUCACCCCAAGUUAUACAUCUCAAUCCACCUACUUCAUUCUCUCUGAGUCAAGAGUUUUUCUUGGGGUCUUUUCCUAAGGGAUCUGCAACAUGGCCUGAGGAAAAACUUCCUAUUUCAAGCUCCAAAUCUAAAACAUCAAUGAUCCAUAAAUCUGAAUACAAGUUUUUGAAAUCUUCUUGUAAGAGUACCUCCUCUGCCCAUGCAUGGGGUAUGGUCAUUGUCACUGCAGGUUGGGAUGGUAGGAUUAAAUCAUUCCACAAUUAUGGGUUACCUAUACCCGUUUGAAAUGAAGUGACUUUUCCUAGGUUGAAGAAUGUGGUCAAGAUUCAUUACUUUUCUUAGACAUGUCCUUGGAAAAUUUCAUGCUCAUGGAGAUUCAAGAGUGACUUUGGAACAAAUCAAGUUGAAGUAUAAACCUUAAACGUGCAUUUGCAGUUUUGAUGAGUCAUGACUUUGGCUUUUGGAGGGUCUCCUUUCAAAUAUCAGGGGAUUUAUAUUGCCCGGUCGAGCUUAACAAUUGGUGGCACUAUUGUGGUUCUAAUGCAACCAUGCUGGAUAUUAGCAAGUGGCCAAGUUUGAGCUUGUCUUGGUACCCUUUCUAAAUUGCCUUUUGUUACACAAGAAUCUGCUGGCCCCUAAAAGAGAUGCAAAGCCAUGUGUUAGAACUUGGAAGGGGGCCUAUGAGAUAUUAUUUGGAUAUGUUGUGGGUCUGUGGUACCUGUGUAAACCCUCUUGUUUGCUGAAAUGAGAGGAGGAAAUUCAAGAGCUGGUGAUUGGAGUUCUCUUUGAUCAAAAUGCUGAAGGCGUUGAUGAUUUUAUUAUUGGCAGGACUAACUAAAUGAAUCUCUUUGUCUGCCAAUUUUCUUGUCCAUCUCAUGGUAGGGCCUCUUAUGCCUCACGUUAAAACUUGCAAGUGUGGUGAGGAUGUGUGUGGCGGUCAUUUCUGUUUGAAUAGGUGCUUUUAGCUGCCUGUUGCUCCAAUGAUACAAACAGUACAAACAACCAAUUUAUCUGCUUCCAUUCUGUUUAGUGGCUCCAAGUUUAGCUCAGUGUCAGAGUCUUUGGCAACUGUUGCAGUGCUGACAAUUAUUAUUACUAACAAACAUUCCCAAUAUAGUCUCAAUUUUAGGCUGACAUCACCUUUGAUUAUUUCAGUUACAGCUAUCUUAUCCUUUCCAAUUUGAUACAAUACUAUUUCCAUUUUGUUGUUGGCAGAUAUGUAAAUUUGUAACUUGCUUAUGUAAGUAAAAUUUUGUUGGCUUGGCCUUUGGUUGAUCGAAAUACUAGUAAACAAAAGUUCUUUGUAUGGUCGCUCUUUUUGGUGACUCUUUAGUUUACUCAUGAUCAGGUUUUAUAUUGUGCCACACAUUUCAAUAUAUAAUAUAUGACUGAAAAUAAUUUGAGUAGUCAUGAGUUAGAAUC
Messenger RNA from Abrus precatorius (Indian licorice), 3542 nucleotides. Its product is annotated as WD repeat-containing protein 44-like. Gene Ontology annotation, molecular function: protein binding. The transcript is spliced from 8 exons. NCBI's taxonomy places the organism in Eukaryota, Viridiplantae, Streptophyta, Magnoliopsida, Fabales, Fabaceae. The record is from RefSeq and is a predicted model, not a curated record. Bases 273 to 2405 code for a protein of 710 amino acids.